AUGGAACUCACUGGGUUCACGGAUGAACAACUGACCGUCCGCGAUGCCGUAUCAAACAUCUGCGCCAAGUUCCCCAAUACAUACUGGCAAGAGUGCGAUCAGAAUGAAAAAGACCCCAAAGAGUUUCAUGCAGCGUUAGCCAAGGAUGGAUGGCUGGGCAUUGCGCUGCCAGAGGAAUUUGGCGGAGCUGGGCUAGGUAUUUCUGAGGCUACGAUGAUGAUGCAAACCAUCACGCAGUCUGGUGCAGGUAUGGCCGGGGCACAGGCCAUCCACGCCAAUGUCUACGCGACCCAGCCCCUUGCCAAGUUCGGUACGCGGCAGCAAAAAGAGGAAACUAUUCCAAAGAUCAUCAACGGCACGUGGAGGACGUGUUUUGGCGUGACUGAGCCUAAUACGGGAUUGGAGACUCUGAAGCUCAAAACGCUGGCCACGCGGAAGCCCGAUGCAGAGGUCUACUCGGUGACUGGUCAAAAGAUAUGGAUCACCUGUGCGCAAGUGGCGUCCAAGAUGAUUCUACUUGUGCGAACGACGCCUCUAGAAGAGGUUAAGAAGCCAACAGAAGGUUUGUCUUUGUUUUGCAUCGACUUGGACCGCGACCACCCGGGUCUUGACCUACGCAAAAUCAAGAAAAUGGGUGGGCGCGCUGUGGAUGCAAACGAAGUGUUCUUUGACAACUACAAAAUCCCGACAAGCACUCUUAUCGGUCAGGAGAAUGAAGGAUUCCGUAUCAUCUUACACGGCAUGAAUGCCGAACGAUGUCUCUUGGCAGGAGAAGCUUUAGGGCUGGGGUACGCGGCGCUGGAACGCGCCGCCCAGUAUGCACAAGAACGAGUAGUAUUCGGACGGGCAAUUGGGCAAAACCAAGGUGUUGCGCAUCCACUGGCCGAUGCAUACAUGAAGCUUGAAGCAGCCAAGUUGGCCACCUACCAUGCAGCACGGAUGUUUGACUCCUCGAGGGCCUCGGAUAGUACGAUCCCGGUACACACUCUCGGAGUAGCAUGCAACAGCGCCAAGUACUUAGCGGCAGAAGCGGCGUUCACGGCGUGUGAGCGAGCCGUCCUAAGUCAUGGAGGAAUGGGGUACGCGACGGAAUAUGAUGUCGAACGGUACCUGCGCGAGUGUUUUGUUCCACGGAUUGCACCGGUCAGCCGGGAAAUGAUUCUGAAUUAUGUGAGUGAGAAAGUGUUGCAGUUACCGCGCAGUUAUUAG
Molecule: messenger RNA, 1209 nt
Organism: Aspergillus ruber CBS 135680
Lineage: Eukaryota; Fungi; Ascomycota; Eurotiomycetes; Eurotiales; Aspergillaceae
Product: acyl-CoA dehydrogenase family protein
Exons: 2
Coding region: 1-1209 (402 amino acids)
Molecular function (GO): flavin adenine dinucleotide binding; acyl-CoA dehydrogenase activity
Source: RefSeq, a predicted model, not a curated record